ACCUUAUUCAAAGAGCAAAUAAACAAAAUAGAUAUUGUUGUAUAAACAAACGGCAAAAUGAAUUAUAACGCAAAGCGCGCUCGGCAAGAUUCUAUUUCUGUUGGACCAUGCGAUUUGGUCUCAUCGUCACCCAUAAUGACAACGCCAUCGGCUCCAGGAACACCACAGUUGCAAACUCUGGAAGAGAUCAAAACGAUGCCAAUUCAUGUACAUCGUCAAGUAAUACUCUUGCAGAGUGGCAAUAUAACACCCCAGGCACAAACCCAAUCACCACCAGCCCAACAAGUCCAGCCGGUACCCAUUCCGGUGGAUGACACCACUCCUGUGUCUCUACUCACAGAGAUUGCCGAUAUAAUGCGCAGUUUUGGGGACAGUGAUCAGCCGCGAACCACUAGCGUCAAACUGGUAGAGCAAAUACUUCAGCAGCAGCUGCGCGGCAUCUUUAAUGAGGCAUCGCUGGUGGCCAUGCGACGAAAGCAAAAUCCCUGUCCAUCACAAGCAGAUUUUGAGUUCCUUAUGCGUAAUCAUCCAGUUAAGAUCGCUCGAAUGCGCAAGCAUUUAAAGGAUAUGCGUAUCUUAAAGAGAUUCCUAAGCAUUCGGACGGGUCGACCACAGGAUUUUAUGGACGACCUUGAACAACAGGAGGAGGAUGAGGAAUUGGCUAUUGAUGUUCAUGAACUUCACGAUGAGGAUCGCAUGCGUCGGCUCUUUCGUGCCGAUCGCAUCUCUCAAAUCCUAACCGGCCAACAAUACCUUGAGUUUAAUGAAGCACGAAAGACUUCGUUCUAUUGUCGUCAUGGCGAGAAGAUUAAGAACAAAUUCCGGCGAUUUCUUGAUUUGCCAGCGGAUUUGCGUAUACCAACGCCCACCAUGAACAUCCUGGCCUAUUUGGCCCAUGAAACAAUUGCCGCUAUUGUAGACUAUUCGAUAUUGUCGCGCCUGAAUUCGGACAAUCGGACGACUGAGCCAUAUAGCCGUGUCACCUCCGCCGGGGGCAGUCCAGCCAUGAUGCACGUUUGUCCAGAAGUCACCCAAGGUCGAGGCAUGGAGGUGGUUAAACCCAUUAGCGUGCAGGAAAUCCAUGAAGCUAUGCGAAGAUUCCGUCAGAUGAGCAGCCGAAAAAUUGGAAGAUACCGUAACUCUUGUGACAUUGAUUUCCGGCGUAGUUUUUUGGCCAUUUAAAUUGAAUGCAAUAAAAAUUAAUUCAAAUCCCUA
Molecule: messenger RNA, 1215 nt
Organism: Drosophila willistoni
Lineage: Eukaryota; Metazoa; Arthropoda; Insecta; Diptera; Drosophilidae
Gene: Spt3
Product: transcription initiation protein SPT3 homolog
Exons: 1
Coding region: 58-1182 (374 amino acids)
Biological process (GO): transcription by RNA polymerase II
Molecular function (GO): protein heterodimerization activity; transcription coactivator activity
Source: RefSeq, a predicted model, not a curated record